GUUCGGUUUUGUAUUAGUUACUAUAACAACAGGUUGCGAAUAAAACGGCAAUAAACCGUAUCAAAGCGUAGCCAAACUUCCUGAUCGUAUUCGCCUUCACGCCAUGUCUACUUCAAAAGCGACGCGACAAAACCAGAAACAACCGUCUGUUUACUGUAGACAGCCGCGUUAAAUAAAACAGGAGCGUUUCUGUGUUUCGCAUCGCGCUCAUUGUACAGUGUCGACACCGGAGGUCACUUCCUGAUUUACUGACUGUCCUAACACUUUCAAACAGCUCUGCCUCUCUUCAAAUGACAGCGUUUUGAGCGAUUGAAACGCUAUGCUGUCGCUACAGGUGUAGUGGACAAUAGUUUUUAAUUUUGUUUGAGACGAAGCGACACACUUAUAAGCAGGUGAAUUCAUCGAUGCGUAUGUUUUCCUGGUAGUGAGUUUAUCGGUGAGGAUGUUUUAAAAUGGCGCUGGCAGUAUCAGAACAGAUAUGCAGACGUAUUUGAUGUCUUGUGUUUUGGAGUGUCGGGAGUGAUGGUGAGGAGGUGAUGGCGCGUGCACACGCAUCACUUCACGUGCAGCGAGACCAUGGCAGAAGCAGUACACGCGUCUAAUGAAACCUGUCAACAUAAAGAUGGUUCCCAAGAGUCUUCAUUCGGUGACCCAUCAUUCAGCCAGUGUUUGCAGAUUGCCUCCAAGCCCAUCCAAAACCAUCUCAACCAUCACAUUCCCUCAGAAUCUCAGUUACAACAUCUCAGCUGCAAACCAUUCACUCCCAUUAAUGGCCAACGUGAUGACGAUUGCAGUAGUUUGGCUUCUCAGGAUUCUGGUAUCCCCACACUUGAGAUCAAUCCACCUGAGCACGUCCAUGCCCGAGUCACCACGGCUGAGCUAUUGGUUCCACCUCCACUUGAUGAUAAUCCAGCUACACUAAACUUGGAUGUGUCAGACAAUUCCAUACUCAAGUCUUCAACUUUCCCACGUUGUGACUUUGACACAGUGCGUCUCUACAGCGGUGGCAGUCUGGGCGGUGCGAUGGGCAGGGGUACAUUGAACCGCAGUGAUGAUAUUUCAGUGGGCAGCGUGUCCAGUUUGAGUACUGAGUUUUCUGCUACGUUGUCAGUCAGUAAUGAAGACUUUUUAGACUUCAUGGUUACAUCAGAGUCCAGUGCAGUCGUUACAUUUGAGAAUGAAGAUGUCUUGCACCGUUCUGACAACUUACUCUCACCUUCCAAUGAUCUACAUGUAAGCAGCCCACAUCGACAAGCUGCAGGAUUGUCAACAUCACAUGAUGCCAGAACGAAAAGAAUGGGGCCGUUUGCACGCUUCUUUGACAGGAGUCUUUUUGCUAAGAAGAUGAAGGAUACUGCUGCACUAGAAGGUCAGAGAGAGCCUGGAUGGAGGCUGUUUGGUAAAGUUCCACUUAAAGACGUUCCAACCAAAGACCCCAGAGGAACACAAAAGGAAUAUGAAAGAAGGAGUGGACAAGCAGACAACUCCACGUCUCCCAAGAAGAAUGUAAGAAAGAACCUGGACUUCGAGCCACUUUCAACCACUGCACUUAUACUGGAGAACCGGCCGGCGAAUCUUCCAGCAAAGCCUGAAGAGGAGGCCCAGAAACACAAACAGGAAUAUGAAGAGAUGGUGGCUCAGGCCAAGAAAAGAGAGCUAAAAGAUGCCCAGAAGCGGAAGAAACAGCUGGAGGACCGGUGUAAACUAGAAGACAGCAUUGGCAAUGCUGCUCUCACCUGGAGUCAAGAGAUACUGCCCAACUGGCAAAGCAUGUGUUCAUUGAAGCGGGUGAGGGAUUUGUGGUGGCAGGGUCUGCCGCCUAGUGUGAGGGGCAAAGUUUGGAGUCUGGCAAUAGGCAAUGAGCUAAACAUCACAGAUGAGCUUUAUAACAUCUGUUUAUCAAGAGCCAAAGAGAAGUGGAAUGCCUUUCUAACACCAACGACUGCUGCAGAAACAGAGAUUGAAGAUAUAGGCUUGUCUAAUGCUGAUCGAGAGGCCAGUCUAGAGCUGAUAAAGUUAGACAUUUCCAGAACUUUUCCCAAUCUUUGUAUAUUCCAACAGGGUGGCCCAUAUCAUGAUGUAUUGCACAGCAUACUGGGAGCUUACACUUGCUACCGUCCCGAUGUGGGAUAUGUGCAGGGAAUGUCCUUUAUUGCAGCAGUGUUGAUCCUGAACAUGGACACUGCUGAUGCCUUCAUUGCUUUUGCUAAUUUGUUGAACAAGCCUUGUCAAAUGGCUUUCUAUAGAGUGGACCACAGCCUUAUGUUGACAUACUUUGCAGCAUUCGAAGUGUUCUUCGAAGAAAAUCUACCAAAGCUAUUUACGCAUUUUAAGAAUAACAGCCUGUCCUCUGAUAUUUAUUUAAUCGACUGGAUCUUCACCUUGUACAGUAAAUCCCUCCCACUGGACAUAGCGUGUCGUGUGUGGGACGUCUUCUGCAGAGAUGGCGAGGAGUUUCUCUUUCGUACUGCACUGGGUAUCCUGCGCCUUUAUGAGGACAUUCUCACCCGUAUGGACUUCAUCCACAUCGCUCAGUUCCUGACGCGCCUGCCUGACUACAUCUCUGCUGAUGAGCUCUUCUCCAGUAUAACCAAUGUCAACAUGAACUGCAAAAACAAGAAAUGGCCACAAGUUCUUCAGGCUUUGCAGAAAGGACAAGAUCGAGCCAGUCCACUACUGAAACACUGACUUCCUAUUUCAGCUUACAUUACAAAGAGAAAAUCACUUGUUGACUCCUACAUACCUCAUUGGAAAUAAAUGGAGUUCCAGCAGUCCGUCCUGUUCCAUACAAACUGAUGCUUGAAAACAAACUGAUACUUGCACAUGAACUGAGCACACAGGAACAAAAGCAACUCUGAUUCAGGGUAACUGUGGUGGGCAGGACCGGACUGAAGAAUGUGAGUUUGUUUCGUGUCUCUGUUUCCUCUCUGCUUCUUCCCUUUCACCAUUUUGACACUUAUCCAUAUUUUCCCUUCAACUAUAUAUAUUUGCUGUGGUUGUCUUAGAAUGUCGUUUUAUUUAAUGUUUGCUUUCCUAUCUGUUGUUUUAUUUUUUUCUUACAUUCUUUUCAAUUGAAAUGAGAUUCCUGACCAUCACACUGGUUCCCUUUCCUGCUAAACUCUAUCAAAGCUAAUUGUGUGAGUAAUUGUGUGAUGUAUUUGUAUUAUUGUCUUGUAAUCUCAAAGGGACAUUUAUGUGGAGAAAACUGAAGUUAUGCAUAUAUGAGGAGGUCAAAUUUGUGAAUUCUGUGAAUUUCAGUAAAUCCCAUCAUUGUUCUGUAAGAGUUUUGCACACUUAAUCAAAGUCUCCUUUUGAAGAACUAUCAUUUAUGCUACCUCUUGCUCUAUAACCCCUUUAUAUGUAACUCUUGAUUCAGAGAUUUGAGUGGAUAGGAAAGGAUAUAGUGUGUGUGUGGAAUUGUUACAGGAUUUCUUUCUCUCUUCCUAUUUCUUUUUAUAGUGCCACUGUAAAGCCAAACAUGCUGCAAGAAUGACAUUAGGAAGUUUAGACGGCUUUUAUUUGUGAUAUAAUAAUAAUAAUAAUAAUAAUUAUUAUUCUUAUUAUUAUUGUUAUAGGCUGACAACAGAUGUUUAAUGUAAUGAAUGUGGCUCCAUUUGGUGUAGUUCGGGUAAUAUGGUGGUUAGAAGUGUUGAAAAAGGUAGAUGAGAAAUUUGGGUGAGUUCGCUUCUUGAAGGUGUUGGUGGUUUGUCAGUCAUACAACUCAUCUCACAUUUAUUUAUGCUUGACAUCUCAUUACGUCUUAUAGCCUUGCUACAUUUUGCAGUAAUAUUUGACGUUAAAAACUGCAUGUGUGGAUUUAAAAAAAAUCUGAAAUUUGAUUAUUCAGAGACUGUAUGUCAUUUGAUUGGGAAGUUUGCACAAAUAUCAUGUUAAGUAACUUCAUAAACUUUGUCAUGUAAUGUUUUUUUAUAUAUCUGUUCUGGUUUAAUAUCUGUUCAGCCUAUUAGAUGGGACCAGAAUAUUACGGCAAUAACUCGUCUCAUAUUCACUCAUUUUCUUUUAGGAAGACGUGAAUGUGUGAUCUUGAGGACCAUUUUUUGGUUUUGGUCAUGAGCUUAUUUAUUAUAUUAAUUUAUGCUUUCCAAUAUUCAUCAGAAGUAAUGUAAUACAAAUUUAUAUAUGGUCAGUGUGUUCGUAUAAAUAUGAGGGCACAGCUAAGAAAAUAGUUUUCAAUGAAAUAAUCAGAUAAAGAAUAUUUGCAUUCAUACUUGCAUUCACUGUGGUGUGUUGAUGUUGUGUUGAGAUCAUUUAAAAAAAUAAGGGGGUGAGAUUUUUUAUCUUUGUGAUCACUAUGAUCGAAGGAAAGCUUCCCACCACUUUGUGGUUUUGAACCACACUACUGCAAUAAGCUGCUUUGCACAUGUUUUAUUUGUCCUUUUUCGUAGGUCUGUACUUUUUCUUUCCUGUGCUUUAUUUUUUCUUUAUUGUUAUAUACGAUUUUUAAUUAAAAUGCUUUCUUUGUAGUUAUCUUUUAUUUGUAAUUUUCUUUGCCCUGUGCCCAUCAAACCUUAAGUGCAAGUACUUUCAAUAACUUGACCAAAUAUGAUUGUGUCGAAUUGUGGAUUUGGAUACCUAUUAACAGUCCAAAAUGUUCAAUUUAAAGUAAUGAAAACUAUCUUAUACCUGCAAAGCUGACUUAUAUCUACAAACGGUGUGAAUUUAAGUUGUUGAACUUUGUUGUACUGAAAUGUGUCAGUGUUCAGUGUUUAACAGGACACCAGAGGACACAAAGCUGUCUUAUUUAGCUACAGUGGUCAUACAGCGCUGGUCAUAUAAGUGCAGAUGAUGAAAUUGAGUUUUCUGUUUUUGUUAAUGUUGAAAGAAUCGGUUCAUGAAAUGGAGGCAGUAUCGCAUCUAUGCCCGGAUGUGCUCUGUAUACAUUAUGACCUAUCAGAUGCAAACUGUGUGCAUGCAAUCUCACCUGAAGCUUUCAUUUAGCAUGCAUUGAUCUCAUUGAAUUACCAGCAUAAUAAAACAAACAUUACUUCUGGAGAAAUGAUGGGUGACAGAAGAGGUUUCUUUAAAAAAACAUCCAGACAUUGACCUAAAAUCACAAUGUUCUCUGUCUUAUUUAUGUAUUUGUUGUUUUGUCAAAUGAUCCUGCCUUUGUUUGAUUUUGUUUGGUAUUGACACAUGACUACUAAAAUAAAUGAAAAAGAAAAAAGUUA
This is a messenger RNA of Misgurnus anguillicaudatus (oriental weatherfish), 5189 nucleotides long. RefSeq names its product TBC1 domain family, member 14 (gene tbc1d14). Gene Ontology annotation, molecular function: GTPase activator activity; small GTPase binding. Lineage: Eukaryota; Metazoa; Chordata; Actinopteri; Cypriniformes; Cobitidae. Gene Ontology annotation, biological process: regulation of GTPase activity. The record is from RefSeq and is a predicted model, not a curated record.